Messenger RNA from Arachis duranensis, 1327 nucleotides. RefSeq names its product beta carbonic anhydrase 5, chloroplastic. The transcript is spliced from 9 exons. The record is from RefSeq and is a predicted model, not a curated record. NCBI's taxonomy places the organism in Eukaryota, Viridiplantae, Streptophyta, Magnoliopsida, Fabales, Fabaceae. Gene Ontology annotation, biological process: carbon utilization. Gene Ontology annotation, molecular function: zinc ion binding; carbonate dehydratase activity. Bases 94 to 1047 code for a protein of 317 amino acids.
UAACUUCCAACCAAUGACUGUUUUAUUCAGUUUCCCAUUCCUAAUUAUUUUGAUUUUUCAUAUUUCUAUUUGUUUUUGUUCUCUCUUUCUUCAAUGGCAGCUCCUCCUCUUUCUUCUUCCACCAAUUGCUUUGUUGAGCCUGCCACAUCACCGAUCUUUGGCGGUGCUCGCAAAACAGGAAAAUUUUUUGAGCAGCCACAUUUGAGAAUUUUGCCAGCUUUAAGGAGAAGUCAAGGUUUCGCUUUAAAGGCUUCUAUGGGGUCUCCAGGAUUUACACAACAACUUAAUAAAAGCAAGCUAGAGACCUUAUCUAAAGCUGAAGACAGAUGUGAUAUAUUUGAUAUUCUGAAAAAUAGAUUUUUAAGUUUUAAGAGUAAAUAUAUUGAAAAUGUUGAACAGUUUGAAAAUCUUGCUAAGGCUCAAGCACCAAAGUUCAUGGUUAUUGCCUGUGCAGAUUCCAGGGUUUGCCCCUCGAAUAUUUUGGGAUUUCAACCAGGAGAAGCAUUCGUGAUUCGCAAUGUUGCUAAUUUGGUUCCCACCUUUGAGAGUGGACCCUCAGAAGUAAAUGCUGCAUUAGAGUUUGCUGUAAACACUCUUCAAGUAUGCAUCAUUUUGUUCCCUACUCUAGGAAUUCCUAAUCUUAUUCACUUUUUAGUUUGGGUUGAAAACAUCUUAGUCAUUGGCCACAGCUGCUGUGGAGGUAUACGAGCUCUUAUGAGUAUGGAAGACGAUGCCAAUGGAAGCUUUAUACACAAUUGGGUUAUUGUUGGGAAGAAUGCAAGAAAGAAAACUGAGGCUGCAGCUUCCACCCUCAGCUUUGAUGACAAGUGCAGGCAUUGUGAAAAGGAAUCAAUUAAUCACUCCUUAGUGAACCUACUAACUUAUCCAUGGAUAGAAGAAAAGGUGGCCAAUGGAAAACUUUAUGUUCAUGGUGGCUAUUAUGACUUCAUUAAAUGUUCAUUUGAGAAAUGGACAUUGGAUUACCAGGGAACCAAACUGGAGGAAGAUGGCAGAAUUGCUGCUAAAAACAAAGUUUUGUGGUGCUGAGAUUUUACACCUAUUUUCCCUGUGGAAUGUAUUCUUAUUUAUUGUCUUGAGUUUGUAUUAUUAGCAAUUUAAAAGCAUAGGCUAUGCAUUUGAUUACAAUUCAUAAAAUAUUGUAUUUUAAGUAGUUAGAACUUAUAAGAGACCCAUGGACCAUUGCAAAGCACGUGAAGGUUUAUCUGUGCAUUCUAAAUAAAGUCAUUAUCAGCCUUGGCCAUGUGAAGCAGUGAUGGAAUUUUUCUUAUUCACACAUUGUUGUCUGUUGAAGCUAAAUUGCUAACAA